GGAAACGCUAGGGACAGUGUCCACUCCUUUGUCUUCAUUAAUAACCCAACCAAAUUUGUACAUCCCAAUUUUUGGCCUUACUUCCUGACUUCUCUUCAAACCAUUGGAAACAAAUCUCCUCAACUAAUAAACAUUAAACCUCAAAACCCACACGCAAAAAAUUUUUAAAAAUGGUGUCUCCUGAGUUAUCUCACUUCCAAUCUUCUCCCAUGGCAAAACCUCGAAACCGACCCUUUUGGUGUCUGUCCGAUGGCUUUCUUUACUUUGGUGGUGCUUGUUUAGCUCUUUUGUUGGUAUGGUCAUUUUGGUCUUUUUUCACUCCAAUUCCCAACUUCGAGCCUACCAUGACCGAGCCGCCGUCCAAGUUGAGGAAGAACCCGGUCGACUGCAUGGAAAGUGGGUUCGGAGUUAACUUAAAGUCCGACCCGAAAGACCCGACCUUUUACGACGAUCCAGAGAUGAGUUACUCCUUAGAAAAGCCGGUGAAAGAUUGGGAUGAAAAACGGAAAGAGUGGCUAAAGCAUCAUCCCUCGUUCGCCGCCGGGGCACGUGAAAGAAUCGUGCUUGUAACUGGGUCCCAACCAAAGCCAUGUAAGAAUCCCAUUGGCGAUCAUUUACUCUUACGUUUUUUCAAGAACAAGGUCGAUUACUGUAGAAUCCACGGCUACGAUAUUUUUUAUAACAACUUGUUAUUACACCCCAAAAUGAAUUCCUAUUGGGCAAAGUUACCGGUCGUUAAAGCAGCCAUGUUGGCUCACCCCGAAGCUGAGUGGAUCUGGUGGGUUGACUCGGACGCGGCGUUUACCGACAUGGAGUUUAAGUUACCGUUGGAAAGGUAUAAAAACCAUAACAUGGUUGUUCAUGGUUGGCCUAAGUUGAUUUAUCAAAGUAAAAGUUGGACCAGUUUAAAUGCUGGGGUUUUUCUGAUUAGGAAUUGCCAAUGGUCUAUGGAUUUGAUUAAUACUUGGUCUAGCAUGGGUCCAAUGAGUGAGGAUUAUGUUAAGUGGGGUCAGAUUCAAAGAUCAACGUUCAAAGACAAGCUUUUCCCGGAAUCUGAUGAUCAGUCGGCGCUGAUUUAUUUGCUUUACAAAGAAAAAGAGAAGUAUUAUGAUCAUAUUUAUUUAGAAGGUGAAUUUUAUCUUGAAGGGUAUUGGGUGGAGAUUGUUGGAGGCUAUGAAAAUACUAAGGAGAGGUAUUUGGAAAUAGAGAGAGGGGUGCCUAAGUUGAGGAGGAGACAUGCAGAGAAAGUGAGCGAGCAAUACGCUGCGUUUAGGGAAGAGUUUCUGAAGGAAGCUGGGAAUGGGAAAGGAAGUUGGAGGAGACCGCUUAUCACGCAUUUCACGGGGUGUCAGCCUUGUAGUGGGGACCACAAUCAGAUGUAUGCUGGUGAAACUUGUUGGAAUGGAAUGGUGAAAGCUUUGAAUUUUGCUGAUAAUCAGGUUUUGCGUAAGUAUGGGUUCGUGCGCCCGGAUCUACGGGACUCCUCCACUGUUACUGAAGUUCCUUAUGAUUACCCUGCUGAUGAGGGUCCCUGGUAAAACAGAACAAAGCAAAAAAAAAAAAAGAGAAGAUAAUAGCUACAGUGAAUCAAGGCUCGAAUUCCGGUGAACUCAUGGCAUGACUCCUCUGCUUAUCCUUGCUAGUUACAUGGGAUGCAGUUGGAAUGGGGAAUGGGCUGCAUUUGCAUAUUUGCAUUUGAUGGUGCUUGGACCAAUCUUACAGUACUAGUUCAACUUAAGCCACGUCCAGCAGAAGUUAGUCCUUUUCGCAUCAUACUUUCGGUCCCCGACCCUGGAACUUUUCUUUUGGGCGUGAUUGUUUCACUUGCUCUUGAGAUGUAUGGAGGUGCUAUGAAUGGUUUAUUUGGUCCAGGUUUAGGGCAAUAUAAGAGGACAUUCACUAUUACAUGAUAGUUUGGUUGGGCAUCAGUUUGUUAUUAUGCUCGUGUAGCUUGAAACCUCCAUUGAUUUUGCCUUAAUCACAUGCACGAAUGGGGUGCCUUGUUUCCAGCAUGAAAAA
Messenger RNA from Theobroma cacao (cacao), 2019 nucleotides. Its product is annotated as Galactosyl transferase GMA12/MNN10 family protein. Lineage: Eukaryota; Viridiplantae; Streptophyta; Magnoliopsida; Malvales; Malvaceae. The record is from RefSeq and is a predicted model, not a curated record. Gene Ontology annotation, molecular function: galactosyltransferase activity. Gene Ontology annotation, cellular component: membrane; trans-Golgi network; endosome.